This is a messenger RNA of Tripterygium wilfordii, 2060 nucleotides long. RefSeq names its product probable magnesium transporter NIPA6. The coding region runs from base 772 to 1605 and encodes 277 amino acids. The transcript is spliced from 10 exons. Gene Ontology annotation, cellular component: membrane. Lineage: Eukaryota; Viridiplantae; Streptophyta; Magnoliopsida; Celastrales; Celastraceae. Gene Ontology annotation, molecular function: magnesium ion transmembrane transporter activity. The record is from RefSeq and is a predicted model, not a curated record. Gene Ontology annotation, biological process: magnesium ion transport.
UCACCUCCACAGUCCUCACGCAUACAAACAAUCCAUCCAAAACCAACAUGAAUGCGACGUUGCCCAUUCAGUAGCUUCUUGACACGUUGCGAGAAGCGUGUGUAAGGAUGAACAAUGGAUCGCGAAGCAGGAAAUCAUAACCAAUGCCUCCACGGGAAUGACGAAGCUUCCGACAAGUCGACGAACUCAGUGAGUCCCUCCUCCUCCUAGUCGUAGAGAGAGAGAGAGAGGGGGCUUUUGUAGACUUGGUAAGAUCUCUCUAUUGAAUCAUUGAUACGCGUCGAGACGUGAAAAGCUGUCUGCAAUUGUAGCUCACAAACGCUCGCUUUUUAGGGCAAUUUCUCUUUCUUUUUUGGCGGGAAACAGAUCUCCUCUUCAUUCUGUCUCUUAUCCAAGAUCAAUACGAACGACUCGCUCUAUACAAUUCUACACGGAUAUAUGUACAUACAGUUUCUCUAGAAUUCUAUUAGAGAGAGGAGAGGGGGGAGCGUAUGGGGAUGCCGGAGAAUACGAAGGGGUUGAUCCUGGCAAUGGCGUCAAGCGCGUUUAUUGGUGCGAGUUUCAUUCUGAAGAAGAAAGGCCUUAAGCGAGCUGGGGCUAACGGUACACGCGCAGACUUGGUCAAUGAAGAUGACAAAAAAAGAGGCUAAUAUUCUUUCCACAAAGCGUAUUGACAUUUUUGGUGCUAACCAGUAGGGUAAAUAUUCGCCUCUUGUGUAAAAAGGGGUUGGAGGCCAUACCUACCUACUAGAGCCUCUUUGGUGGGCAGGCAUGUUGACUAUGAUUGUGGGAGAGAUUGCAAAUUUUGUGGCUUAUGUUUAUGCCCCUGCAGUUUUAGUGACCCCACUUGGUGCAUUAAGUAUAAUUGUCAGUGCUGUUUUGGCACACUUCUUGUUGAAGGAACGUAUACGGAAAAUGGGUAUUGUUGGAUGUGUCUCUUGCAUCGUGGGAUCAGUAGUGAUUGUAAUCCACGCACCUCAAGAACAUACUCCGAAUUCUGUGCAAGAAAUCUGGACCCUAGCAACUCAACCAGCCUUUCUAAUAUAUGUAGCAGCUGCAAUGUCAAUAGUGUUGGCUUUAAUUUUACAUUUUGAGGCUCGCUAUGGGCAGACAAACAUAUUGAUCUACUUGGCUGUCUGUUCGUUUAUGGGUUCACUUACGGUUGUAAGCAUAAAGGCAGUCGGAAUUGCAAUAAAGCUAACAUUGGAGGGAAUAAGCCAGAUAACUUAUCCUCAGACGUGGUUUUUUGUUACUGUUGUGGCAAUCUGCGUCAUUACACAGUUGAAUUAUCUGAACAAGGCACUGGAUACUUUCAAUGCAGCUAUUGUUUCUCCUGUGUAUUAUGUAAUGUUUACAACUCUUACCAUCAUUGCCAGUGCCAUAAUGUUUAAGGAUUGGUCCGGCCAGAAUGCAAGCAGCAUUGCCUCUGAGAUAAGUGGAUUCAUCACUGUGAUUUGUGGAACAAUCAUACUUCACGCAACAAGAGAACAGGAACAAGCUCCAGCACCAGGAUCUCCAACUUGGUAUGUUGGUGGAAGUUCUACGAAGGGUGUUGAAGAUGAAUAUCUAAUUAAUCUACGCAGUUCAGAUUAUUUGGUGCAGUGAAGUCUUUCUUUUGAAUUGAUGCGAGAAGAAUCUGAUCCUCUAUCAAUCAAGCUCUGGUCGAGGCCGGCAGGCAUAGUCUUUGCAGAGCAAAGAGGAGCUUGAUUUUGGGCCAAAAUUUGGUGUAUCAAUUGGUUUUGCUGGUGGGUUUUUUACGUGUAGCUUCUGUGACAGGAAGUAUGCACUUAUGAAUGCAUCGUCAUCCGCUUGAAUUGCAGGAUAAUCUCAACACAGUAGGGUCGGAGAGCUGUACAAAAACCAGGGCAGAGAAAGUAGUGAUCUCAUUGCAUGUACCAUGAGUCAUUCUUUUGUAUAUACAUAUUUUUCUGUUCUUUUGAUAUAGUAUUAAGAGUCCUCGUUUCAUUUUCUCCUUUGGAGUAUGGGUACUUCGUUUUCUUGUUGAAGAUGUGUAAAUCCAUUGUUUCACUGUUGAUAGAUCUCGAUGAGUGAUUUUUCGA